Messenger RNA from Odontomachus brunneus, 3768 nucleotides. It is a transcript of the gene SH3PX1, whose product is annotated as sorting nexin-9. The record is from RefSeq and is a predicted model, not a curated record. Gene Ontology annotation, cellular component: plasma membrane; cytoplasmic vesicle. Gene Ontology annotation, biological process: endosomal transport; plasma membrane tubulation; endocytosis. The coding region runs from base 668 to 2272 and encodes 534 amino acids. The transcript is spliced from 6 exons. Lineage: Eukaryota; Metazoa; Arthropoda; Insecta; Hymenoptera; Formicidae. Gene Ontology annotation, molecular function: protein binding; phosphatidylinositol binding.
AUGAGACAAUAAAACGCUCAUUCAUCCUGUCGUCUCAUAUAUUUCGCACUUAUAACGAAACGUAUCUAUUAUUUAAAGAAGAAGAAAGAGCAAAACGCGAAAAGCGCAAUUUUUAAAUAACUUUAAAAGCAGAUUUUUAAGUUAUACUCGGAUUCCAACGGAGAAUUCCAAAGGGGAAAAGAAAAAACUCGCGAAAACGAGAAGAGUGCAGCAGGUGCAAUUAGGAAUAAAGAUCGAUUUACAUCGUAAAAAUGGCAAUAAAAUGGCACCGUAAUAAUGACUAUGUUCCGUACAUAUGUAUGCGCUCAUUUUCGAUAGUUACGUGACAUAAAUUAUAGAGAAGUAUGCGUAUUAUAGAACGCAAUUCCAAAAUCUAAAAUAUGAUUAACUUGUUUAGGAAUUUAUUGGAAACUGUUGUUUUCAGCAAUUUUAAAUAAGUCAUCUCCAGUAGUCGUCGGUGCGCUAUUCGAGGUAACACGGAGUGUACACAGACUGAACGUUGCGUGAAGUGUAUCGCAGUGCAAGCGCGCAAAUGUCAGAAGACCCGUGGUGGAAGAAGGCGAGAACGUAGGAAUGCGACCGGACGCAGUCCGGCAAUUUGAAUUAUUUUCGCAGCUGUGAGGAAACUGUUUAGCGGAAACGCCGAGGUCGUCGCGAAUUGUGCACAAUGGAGGGCCAGCAGGUAAGAGCGCUGUACGACUUCACUGGUGAACCAGGAACAGCGGAAUUGUCCAUUAUUGCCGGCGAGCUUCUGACAGUCAUGCGAGACAACGUAGGGGACGGCUGGUGCGAGGGAUUUAAUCAGACUGGCCAGUCUGGCUUGUUUCCAGCUGCAUAUGUUCAAGUGGUUGAGCAGGCUGCACCUCUUUCCAAUGCUAUGACAUCAUCCCAACAGAGUUCUGGUGAUUAUUGGGAUGAUGAUUGGGAUGAUGAUUCUGAGGUUGGCCAAACUCAGGCAUACGUGCCGCCUACGCAGCAACAGCAUGUUGCACAGACGCCACAGCAGAACAAUGCCGACCACUUGUGUAAUUUUGGGUCCAUGCCUACUAUACAUUCUGUGAUACCUGAGAGACCUAUACCCAAUGUACCAAAGAAAAACAAUAAGUUUUCUACACUCAUCAAAUCGGGAGAGGAUAGCUUCCUGAUGAGCGUCAGAACAGUAAAUGUGCCUGAGAGCGAGAGGGUCUAUAUAGAGGAGGCCGAUAACGGCCGAUGCACGUGGGUGCCGACCGGGGAGUCAUACAGCUGCGUUGUCACGUCACCUAAGAAAGAGUCCAAGCUGAAGGGUCUUAAAAGCUUCAUUGUCUAUCAAUUAACUCCUACGUUUAAUAAUAUACAAGUCUCAAGGAGGUACAAACAUUUUGAUUGGCUUCACGAGCGUUUAGAAGAGAAGUAUUGCUUUAUCCCGAUUCCGCCUCUGCCAGACAAGCAGAUAUCAGGUCGCUAUGAGGAACAGUUCAUCGAGCACCGGCGUACGCAACUGCAGGAGUUUGUCGACUACGUGUGUCGGCAUCCAGUAUUGUCGCGUAGUCGUGUGUGGGAGCAUUUCAUGACCUGCACGGACGAGAAGCGAUGGAAGGCAGGAAAACGGCAAGCAGAGAAGGACGAGCUGCUGGGCGUAAAUUACUUCAACGCCAUUCAGUGCCCGGACACAUCGUUGGACGCCAUAAAGAUGGAGAUUCAGACAGAUACAUUUGGCAGAUUCAUUAGUGGCUUGGACCCCGCGGUGAAGAACUUUAUGGCCAUGGCGGUAGACCAGGCGAAGAAGCAUCAAGUGUUAUACAGAAGAGAAUUCCAAAAAAUCAGCCAGUCGUUCACGUCGCUCGGCCACGCGUUGGAGGCGGAUGACAACAGUCGUGGCAGGCUGACGCGAGCAUUGAAGGCCACCGGGGAUGCUUACAACGACAUCGGAAAGCUUUACGAGGAUCAACCGAAGUUCGAUUGGGAGCCGUUGGCCGAUAAGUUCCAUAUUUAUCGCGGUAUUAUUAGCAAUUUCCCUGACGUCAUUAGCAUCCAUAAGAGCGCUGUGCAAAAGCGAAAAGACUGCGAGCGUCUGGUCAGUGAGCACAAGAUGGAGCCGCAGCAAUUACGCGAACUCUCUCAUCGGACUGACGUGAUAGCACGCGCGUUGGUUGCUGAGGAAACGCACUUUCAGACAGAGCGCGAAGUGCACAUCAACAAAGCCAUAAAGACGCACCUCACGGAACAGAUCGCUUUCUACCAGAAGAUAGUCGACAAAUUGCAAGAGGCAUUGAGUGUGUUCGAUGAAUGAGACUCGUAUUAUUGCAAUUCCGCUUGAGCAAUAUCCGAUCGGGAAGAUCAACCAACGCUAACGAGAAACUAUAACUAGUGCAUACAAUUAUGAACGACAGAUGUACCAAAUGCGCAUAUUUUCCGUGAAAUUUGUACAUAUAUAUAGAUAUCCUUUAUACAUACACUCAUGUAUGUAUCAGAGAACAGUUGAAGCUGAAGCAAUUGAGCAAAAUCGACGCUAUGUAAAUAACAUGCUUAAUCAUUAAUCUUGUCAAAUAAUAUCUACACAACGUAAGGCAGUCACACGUAUUGCGUUUUUGUCGUUACAUCACACACCGUCGAGUUUUGCGAAACGAUGAAGUGUUCAUGUGCGCAAAGAUCGACAUAUAUAGUUGGAAUUGAUAUAUAAUUAUACAAUGAUCAUUGAAGUGUUUUUAAGGAAUUGUAAUAUAUUUUGCCUUGAUGUUAUUGUUAAUCUAUCUUGAAAUUUUUUCGACCACUUAUGUAAUUUGUUUAGUGUAAAGAUCUUUUUCCUCGUAACUUCGGUCCGAUGUUCUUCCGACGAAUCGUAGUAAAUGAGCAUUAUAUCGCAUCGUGAUAUCAUGUAUAUAUGAACUUGUAUUUUCCACACGAACGGUAUACUCAAAUUCAUUAUGAAUAUUGCAAGAGAUAUUUUUAAUCACAGAAUUAUUUGUACCUCUGUUUGACGUUAAAAAUUGAUAAUCAUGUGUUCUCUUUAUCAUUUCUACAUCACUUUAUACAAGAGAGAAAUAAUUGAUUAUGGCAUGUGUCGAGAUUUCUUUAGAAACAUUUGUAUCGGUGACGCAUUUUUGUGAAAUUGUUACAUUCGAAAUUCGGAAUGUCUAAUAACUUUUGGGUAAGAAAAUAUAGCUCAUAUUUCUAGACAAUGUAAUCAAAAUUUAUAAUGCGAAUGUAAUCGCAUGAGCUUGUGCUAUAGUUAGAAGCUUCGAAAUGUGAGACGGAAAAAUCAGAACUGUUUGUUGACGAGCAGCAAAUGUAGAGUAUUAUGAGUGUAUUAUCUGCUUUGUAAGAUUUUCAUUUUAUCCGUCAAGCUUAAUGUCGAUUAUUUUUCUUCGCGGAACGAACGUACAUUAGUCAUUCAACGACCAAGUGAGAGAACAAAGUUGUUUAACGUGUGAACAAAGAGGAAAAAAAUAAACUAUACGCGCGUAAUAUGUUCUUGCGAGGUAUUCUAAAGGCAGCCAGUAAUACGCAUGCAUCUCGUAAAAUGUAUUAUUGUAAUCGUGAUACGAGUCUACUAUACAUUUUUAUAUGUAAGAUGAUAGAACGCGUAACGAUGAACAAUAACAAAAUGUAAGACACGCUACAUUCUUGUUAUCGCAUUUAAAUAAAUUGUACAAAUAACAGAGCUUAUAUACAUUAAGAGGAACAUAGACACAUACCAGUUUUUAUAAACCGUAUUAGCGAGAGAACACGAUCUUCUUUUCUUCUAGAAAGGAGUUCCAAUAAACGGCUACUGAGUCAAGAAUUAAA